UUACGCCAACUGUGACAUUGAGUUGUUCCAGUCCUGUCAUAGUAAAUGAAGGUGAUGACUUCAAAUGUGUAUGUAGAGGUGAAGGUGGAAACCCUCCAGCCAAUGUAACUUGGUAUAAAGAUGGCGUCCAGAUUGGCGAAACAAGAAAAGAAGAACAAACAUUAACUCUCAGUAAUGUUGAUGGAACAGACAAUGGAACAUACAAGUGUAUGGCCCAAAGCCACAUCAAUGCAACGAAUGAAACAUCAAUCGAACUAGUAGUGAAACUUAAUUGUAAGUACUAGUAUAACCCUAGUCAAGAUAAAAUGUAUUUAAUAGAUCUACUAUUAACUGAGUGUAAAAAUUAGGUGCAAGUAUGUAACGAUUUCAAAAUGAUUAUAAUAUAUUCAUGCAUUAUUCAGCAUAAGCCAUUCAAAGAGGGUCUAGAUGGUCUUUGAAAACAACAUGAAAUUCAUUUGAACAUAUAUAUUUAAAAUCCUCAUGUUUUAGCGAUUUCAAAUAUACAGUAGAUAAAUGGCAGCGGCGAAACGGGGAGGGGGUUACCUUGCUUUGCCUUGCCCCUCCCCCCCAAAAAAAUAAAAAGUGGGGGGCUAAGAUCUGUGACACAGACUAGGCUGGAGUGGCUGACUUCUUUCUUAUAUCAACACAAAUUGAAUUUUAUAUGCGUUAAUUUAACAAAGGACACCCAAAUUUUACAUUUAAUUGAUGUGUUUUAAAACAUAGAAAAUCAGAAAAUGAUCACACCACUUAGCCAAUCAGAAUCCAGUAUUCGUAUGCUCUUUAUCUCAUAAAUUGUCUCAUAGCUCAUAGCAAUUUCAGUGAGUUAAUGUCAUUCAUUAAUAUUCUGCAAAUAUAAAUCUUAGUAAUAGUGGUAAUGAAGCAUUCAACAAAAGAUAAGCAUAUAGCCUUAUUAGUAUUCUCUAUAUAUAGAGCAUCUAUAUACUGAAUAAUAUAAAGAUAUACUUAAUAUCAGUUCAAAGCAGGUUUUCAAGAAUCUUAAAUCUUAAAGUUAUCGCGUAAAAAUGGGAAAAAUCAAGCAUCCUUUUGUCGAUUGAAUCAAAACCAAGUUACUUUCAAGACUUAUGUGUUUUUAAUUGACAAAGCAAGUCAUUAUAUGAGUCUUUCUUUGUCGAAGCAAUUUCCAAUAUUUUUCUAAGGCCAAAAAUCAGUUUCGUUGGUUUUGAUAUGUACCAUAUAGUCUUCUAAAGUGUAUAAAUUUUUAUAUUUAUGACAUGCAUGCUUUUUUAGGUUGGUCGAUACUUGAAACAUUUUAUCAAACUUAAGCAAUGCUUAUAAUCUAUCACAAAAAACAGUUGUCAGUCGCUAUGGUCUCCAAAACAGCGUCAAUUAUUUUAAUUAAUUAACCUAGUGUCUUUGUUUACAAUGCGAUGGUAAAAGUGUAAUUGUAAAAUUUAUUAUUCUUAUCAUGACCCCGUAUGCUAGACUACGAAGUAUUGCGGAGGCUCCCUACACUUUCCAAUGUAUAUCAGUGUUUUAAACUAAAAGCUAUUUGAAUCUAAAAAAGCAAAUUUUUUGCACAAGCCAUUGUUUCCUCUUAUAUAAAAAAAGUAAAUUUAACCCACAAUCGCUACUCUUCAUGUUACCAAGACAACAUGACGUCACCGUCUAUAUUGCCUAUAUCAACCAAAACUGAAGAGGACAAAAAAACGACGGUGACCUCCUACCUUUUUUAUUGCAGAAAAUACAUUGUAAGUUAUGAAUUUUUGAAUCAUUUAUGAACGUUAUUUGAAAAUCGCCAGUGUAGUUUUCGAGAAACUGCGCUUUUCCAAAGGUUAAAAUGCAAUCUAAAGGCUGAAAUUCGGUUUCUCGAAAACUACACUGGUGAUUUUCAAAUACUUUAAAAAAAAGAUUAAAAACUUCAUAACAAUGUAUUUUCUGUAAUAAAAAGGGUAGUUAACCGUGGUUAUUUGUCCGCUAUAAGGCUGCUUUUUUGGUUGAUAUAGGCCAUAUAGAUGGUGAAGAUGGUGACGAAGAGUAGCGAUUGUGGGUUAAAAUUACUCUAACUUUUAUAUAAGAGGAAACAAUGGCUUGUGCUUGUGAGUUUUUUAGAUUCAAAUAACUUUUAGUUUAUAAAACACUAACAUAUAUUGGAAACUGUAGGGAGCCCCCUUAUGUCCGCUAAUUUUUCCGUCGUUCUCAAGAGCACCCCUAGACUUGUAUACAGCCCCAGGCUAGUUCUCAUGCUUCUCAUGCAUGCAGGAAACUAUAUUUCCAGUGCGAAUCGGGAAACAUUGAGACUCGCGAGAAAACAAGACUAUUACUCGAGAAAACAAAACAUUGAGGCUCUCGGGAGAACAAAACUAAAUAUUUCCCUCGGAAGCAGACAUUAAGUGUAUAUUAUUACUUUAUACUAAUUAAUAUUAUUCACAACUAAAAGGAAUUUGUUGCCUAUUUUCAUUCGUAACAAAGAGGAUUUGUUUCUUCUUCACAGUCAAGCCAAAGAACACAAAGAUUACGUUUACGAAGAAUCCCGCUGUUGUUGGUGGAAAUGUUGCCGUAAUGUGUGAAUCUAGUGGUCUUCCUGAACCAAGUUAUAUCAUAUUUCAUAAUGAUACUAAGAUCAGUAAUGAGAAGACGUGUACCAUAGAUGUUGUGCAGUACAGUGAUACUGGAACAUAUAAGUGCAUUGCAUCGAACAAACUUGGAAAUGAUUCAGCUUCCAAGAGUUUAACCGUAGGUAAGAUUAGAUUUUUAACACAUUUUGUUUCGCUCAAUCUACUGUGUCAUGCACGUGCGAAAACACACGUACGUACGUACUAGGGAAUUUUCCUCCCCGUGUUUUUCCAUUCAGGUCUUGCAGUGUAACGUAUCAACAAAAAUAAUCCGCAAUUUUUGGGUGGCAAACAUAUUUUAUUCAAUCGUCUACUAUAUACAGCUAUGUACCAUUAUAACUCCUCAAAGUAUACUCAAAAUAGCGACAACCGCACUCAGUGCCGUCGUUAUGUGUGCUUUUAAUUAGCUACUUUUAAUUUGCCACAAAUACAUGUUGUGACGUCACCUGCAAGAUGGGUAGGGGUAAAACGCGGAAACGGAACCCAACGGACCGACGGAACCGGAAUGGCGGAAACGGAAAAAAGGGUAAAACGCGGAAAAAAGGGUAAAAUGCGGAAAAAAGGGUAAAACGCGGAAAACAAACGUUGAAACCAAACUUUGAUUUUAUUAACAAAAUCAAAUUUAAUCUAAUUAAAUACCAUAAAAGUAAUCAGGUGUUCUUGAACAUAUAUUACAACACUACCUCCAUUUCUAUUUCUAUCUCUAUCUCUUCUAACUAGUUUAUAACCUGGUAUACUUAUUUCAGAGUUGUUUCAACUCCUUGAAAUCAGUUACAGUGUAGACAACAUGUUUCACAAAUCUGUGUUAUUAUUUUUAUAACUUAUUAUUUAAAAAUAUUUAUACACGGUAGCCUUUCACUUGUGUGAUUUUCAAAGGGCCGCGUGUUUUAAAAACUUUUACAACAUUUAAGUAGUAGUAAGAUAUUAUAUUACAAUAUAUACAAGCUAUUAGUAUUACAAAGUUUCAUAAUAAUAUAGCCAGCGUUAUUAUUAUUCGUCUUAUUUAAGCCAGCGUGGCUUCAAUAAUUUGGUUUCAAGUUUUUCCGCGUUUUACCCUUUUUUCCGCGUUUUAUCCUUUUUUCCGUUUCCGCCAUUCCGGUUCCGCCGGUCCGUUGCGUUCCGUUUCCUCGUUUUACACCAACACAGCAAAUAUCAUGAUUAUUAGAUUACACUGAUAUCGAAGGAACUAGACUCAGUUCCGAAAUAUCGCAUACUCGAACCGACCUGACCGCGUAGCUCAGUUGGCAGAGCAUUGGGCUAGUAUUCCGAAGGUCCUAGGUUCGAUUCCCACCGUGGCCAGGCGUAUUUUUCAAGCCUGCCCGGUGUGGAUAUACACUCAGAGUAACAUCACAAGCAUCUUAUUCACCUGAGUACACUACAACAACACAGCAAAUAUCAGGAAGGAAAAUAUUACCGGAUAUUCAGGCACUAUAUGUCACCAGAGGACUGGACUGUAGGUGUAACACGUCUUUGUAUUGGAAAAGGCUACAAAUAUACGCUGCUUUUCCUCAUUGUUAGUAUUUCAUUUGACAGUUUUCUGUUACUGCCCCCCCCCCCCUCCCUCCCACGAUCUUUGGCGGUCAAACAAUUGCUCAAGUUGCCCGAUGUGGAGACACUCAGAGUAAUAUCAGCAAUUUUUUUGUACUCUUUAGGACAAAUCUAUCUUCGACGUGGUGGGAAAAGUUUGACCUUUUUAAAAGAACCAACAGUGAAAAUAAAGUGGUCACUUGAUCCUGUUUUAUUUACGAAUAUAAGUCGGUCUUGGAGUUUCCAAAGUAGUGCUAGUGGCAAAGAUGAAAUUUCACGUGCUGGUGAUAUUACUAUAGUAACCAGGUUAUAUGAGGUUGAUAUAGAAAAACCAGCAACAUUGGUUUUGAAAAAUGUCAAUGGAAGUUAUAAUGGAACAUACAAGUUUACCCUUUACCCAAGAUUACCUGACCCCAGUAUAUCUGAAGUUGUCGUUUUUGUUGCAGGUAAGUUUUUAUUAAUAUAAAGUUUGUUCGUUCACAGCAACCAUGCAGGUAUAUCAAUCAUGUUUUCGCUCGCUGCUCUGGUCAAUAAUUUAAAAAUUUAGGGUUUUCUCAAAAUUCUGGUAUAAAAUAUUGCAUCCGGGCAUGUAUAUGCAUGACCAAUAUGUAGUUAUCGUGACAACAUCUGUUAUCAUUAUCUAUUCACAUGCAUUUAUUCUAGUUCCUGAUUGGUAAAAAAUCCCCGGCUAUAUAAUUCUCAAUUUUCUGUUGCUGUCGUGACAUUUGAGCUGCUGACGAGUAUACUAUAUACAUAGUUCAAACAAUAAUUAUUGCAUGCACACGCACGCUGUAUAUUAUAUAUACAUAUAUAUACAGCCCAACCCUAUAGUGCAGUCGACGGCUUGUAUAUAUAAAAAGUUCGCGAAAUUUUAAAAAUCCGAAACAAAAUUAUUGUAGAUUUUCCUCUUCAAACAAAGACGAAUAUGUAUAUGUAUUUUAUUACGAAAACCUUUGAAUGCUUUUAAACAUUAUACUCCCCUAUCAAGAAUCUACUAUGUUCAUUCUUUUAUUUUCGCAACAGUCAAAUUGAGUGCGACUCUAUAAACCUACAAAAUAACUUUCAAACAGUGAAACUGUACGUGAUUUCAUUACAUUUCAGAGAAACCAAAUGUCAUGGUGAUCAAUUGUCCCAGACGUAUCACAUUAGAUGAAGGUGAAGACCGCACAUGUGUAUGUACAGAACAAGGUGGAAACCCUCCUGCCAAUUUGACUUGGUAUAAAGAUGGAAAACAGAUUGGUGAAGCGACUUAUAGAGAAAAUAGACUAACUCUCACUAGUGUGACUGAACUAGACGUUGGAACAUACAUGUGUGUGGCUCAGAGCUACACUUUAACGGAUGAAGAAUCAAUUGAAGUAAAUGUAACACUUAAUUGUAAGUAUGAUUGACACUCAAGCAUUAUACGGUAUAGUUUCCAAGACUACUAUAGUGUAGCUCUUUACUGCGAAAGGAGUGCAUAGUUUAAAUUGUUCAAAAGCACGAUAAGCACAAGGAAGACAAUAAAAUACAAAAUAACAGUAACUCCGAAUAACAUUUUGAUUUUUAAUCGACGUUUCGACUAGUUUGUAGUCAUCCUCAGGAUUAAUCAUUAUGUUAUUUUGUAUUUUCUUAAAAUACUGAGUGGUUCCCGUAAUUAGAAGACAAUAAGUUAUGCCGGUUUUCACUUAACGAUUUCAAUUUUUGUAUCGAAUUUUAUAUGGCUAGUCUUUGAAGAUGGAAUGUAUAAAAAAUUGUGUCUGAAAAUGCAAGAAAUUAACCUCUGGGGAGACGAAAGUACGAAAAUGUUCUGGAUAAGGACCCCCAUGCAGGUCCCUUGAAAAGUUGUGUCUUAAUUGUCUCCCUUUUCUUUGGUUUCCUUUCCAUUUACCAAUUCGUAAAUUUUCCUGUUUUGGAUUUCCCAUGCAGUACAUGCAGCAGAGAGCUGCACUCAGCGCUCAUACGCUAUAUAUAUAUAUAUAUAUAUAUAUAUAUAUAUAUAUAUAUAUAUAUAUAUAUAUAUAUAUAUAUAUAUAUAUAUAUAUAGGUUAAAUUUGCUUUUUCACAGUCAAACCUGAAAACACGAAGAUUGUGAUUGAACAACAAGGUAAAGUUGGUAAACCGGCUACCAUAACGUGUAAGUCUGAAGGUCUUCCUGAACCAAGUUAUCGCAUAACCCAUGAUG
Messenger RNA from Paramuricea clavata, 6261 nucleotides. The record is from the annotation of a GenBank genome assembly. Lineage: Eukaryota; Metazoa; Cnidaria; Anthozoa; Malacalcyonacea; Plexauridae.